UUAGGGUUUCUUAUUUAGCCAGCUUCGCAUACCCAGAUUCCUAAAAUUUCUCUUUCUCUCUGAUUCACCAUUUCUUAAAAGCCCGUCAAUUUUUUUUCUGGGUUUUUGUUGAUUUUACAAUCCGGAGAUAGAGAGUGAGAAAAGAGAGUGAUGGAGGAGGGAAGUCUGUGGCAACAAUGGAGUAUGUUCAGAUCCCUGCUAGCGAUUCUUCAAUGGUGGGGUUUUAACGUUACUGUUAUCAUCAUGAACAAAUGGAUCUUCCAGAAACUGGAUUUCAAGUUUCCAUUGUCGGUUUCAUGUGUUCAUUUCAUAUGUUCGUCGACUGGAGCAUACAUUGUGAUAAAAGUCCUGAAGAUUAAACCUUUGAUCGUGGUUGAUCCAGAAGAUCGAUGGAAGAGGAUUUUCCCAAUGUCGUUCGUCUUCUGUAUCAACAUUGUGUUGGGGAACAUCAGUCUUAGAUACAUCCCUGUCUCUUUUAUGCAGACUAUCAAAUCCUUCACUCCAGCAACAACAGUUGUGUUACAGUGGCUGGUAUGGAGGAAAUAUUUCGAGUGGCGUAUUUGGGCGUCGUUGGUUCCCAUUGUCGGUGGGAUUCUUCUGACUUCUAUUACAGAACUUAGCUUCAAUGUGUUUGGAUUCUGUGCUGCUUUGUUUGGAUGUUUAGCUACCUCUACAAAGACCAUUCUUGCGGAAUCUCUUCUUCAUGGAUACAAAUUCGACAGCAUAAACACGGUAUACUAUAUGGCGCCUUUUGCGACCAUGAUUCUCGGUGUACCAGCAUUUCUACUUGAAGGCAAUGGAAUUUUGGAUUGGUUCCAAGCACACCCGUCUCCAUGGUCGGCUCUCAUCAUUAUAUUCAGCUCAGGUGUUCUAGCUUUUUGUCUUAACUUCUCCAUCUUCUAUGUCAUUCACUCCACAACAGCAGUCACAUUCAAUGUAGCUGGAAACCUUAAGGUUGCAGUGGCUGUUUUGGUCUCGUGGAUGAUAUUCCGAAACCCGAUAUCACCGAUGAAUGCUGUUGGAUGUGGAAUCACACUUGUGGGCUGCACGUUUUAUGGAUAUGUAAGGCACAUGCUUUCUCAGCAACAACCUGGAACUCCUAGGACUCCUCGUACACCAAGGAACAAGAUGGAGCUGAUCCCUCUUGUAAAUGAUAAACUCGAGGGUAAAGUUUGAACAUCAUCGGUAUAUCCAAAUUCUCCGGACUUUUGGGAGCAAAAGACAAGUACUCACACAAAGGUACAUUUGAUCUUGAACAUUCCCAAGAAUCUUCAGUUUUUACUAUGUGUGUUCUUUUUUUUGUUUGUUCAAAAUUAGAGAAAAUUACCAUUUUUAUAUGGUUCCUAA
Molecule: messenger RNA, 1347 nt
Organism: Eutrema salsugineum
Lineage: Eukaryota; Viridiplantae; Streptophyta; Magnoliopsida; Brassicales; Brassicaceae
Product: GDP-mannose transporter GONST5
Exons: 5
Coding region: 151-1176 (341 amino acids)
Cellular component (GO): Golgi apparatus
Molecular function (GO): antiporter activity
Source: RefSeq, a predicted model, not a curated record